This is a messenger RNA of Cataglyphis hispanica, 1873 nucleotides long. RefSeq lists its product as uncharacterized. The transcript is spliced from 2 exons. The record is from RefSeq and is a predicted model, not a curated record. NCBI's taxonomy places the organism in Eukaryota, Metazoa, Arthropoda, Insecta, Hymenoptera, Formicidae. The coding region runs from base 144 to 1286 and encodes 380 amino acids. Gene Ontology annotation, molecular function: protein binding.
UUAUCGAUGUAUCGGUGUGAUGCACACCAAUCGAUAUGUGUGUGUGUGUGUGUGUGUGUGUGUGUCUUAUGUCUUUUGUCUCACGCUCGUUUCGUCGCGACUCGCACAGUACCGAAGUUCGAUUCCUCGUAUUAUUAUUCUAAAUGUAUUCCGACACGACUGAGCUCGACGGGGAGAACGAAGACGUCGCAUCUUGGUCGUCGGAGCGAACGAUCAAUGACAAUCGCAAUGACACGUCCAGCGUGCGCGAAUUCGGCGACUUCAUCGACAAUCACGGUUGGAUCCAGUGCCGGUCCAAGAGCUAUCCCGGCCGCGUAUAUUUUUAUAAUACGCACAGCGGCUGUAACACAUGGUACAGGCCCAUCUCGCGCUACACCGACAUCCCACUCAUCUCCAUUAAAAGGAUAUAUCAGCGAGAUGACGUAUCAGCGGACAAUAUAGAAUUGUUGUCAGUGUCGGACAACGAGAACGAGCCGGAUGUAUCGAGUGCCAAGUGCGAUGGCGAUAAAUCUUUGACGCCAGUUCCGGAUGUCAUCGCGCAAUAUUAUUACACACCCCAGGUGGACUCGGCCUCCGAUUCUGAUGACUCGUGCAAUUCAUCGGUCGAUGUGUUUGCGAGCGAAUGUCAUUACGAAAAAGAACAAAUUGAUAAGAACAACGACGAAAAUAUCGCAGACGAGAAGAGCGAUUCGGAAAUGAAUUACUCGGCGUUGUGCGCCACGAAUUUUCUCGAAACUGAAUUUUUCGUGGGAGAGAACGAUGUAAGCAUCAAAGAGACCAAUCGAAUAUUUGAUCCCUCGACGAUUGAUGACAUUUCUUCCGCGACCACGCAGUCUCCUUCGCGCUUCGUAUACGACGUUCCUCGCUUGAAGAGGAUCAGCUUCGAGGAUCAAUUGAUCAAACCGAGGAGAACUCGCGUUUCUAAACACGUCGCUCGAGGACCUAGGAAAAUCAUUUGCGAAAUGUACGGUGUAAGGACCAUCAAUUACGAUCUGCCUAUACCGGAUCAGGUGCGAGAGGAAGUGGGAGUGAAAACAUCGACGUUGAGCGAGAGCGAUAGCGAUGUAAGUGAACCACCAUUGCAAAAUGCGAAAACGUCGCUAUCGUUCGAGUCCGAGUGGCACGACAUAGAGAAGAACUUGCAUCAACCGUUACUGAGCGAUCCGAGUUCCAGUCCGUCGUCACGGUCCGAUACGAAUAGCUCUACUAAAAGUUGGAAGAGCACCAGUUCCACUUGCUCGUGCUCUACGUGUUCCUCGUGCACUACCUGUUCCUCAUGCGAGUAGAGUACAAAAAGUCUUGAACAAAAUAUUAAAUAUUUCAUUUCUUUACACAAUAUACAUGAGACAUGCAUACAUAAACAUAUAAUUGGACAUAUAAUGUUUUACUAUAUAUUGGACAGCAUUCUUUUUUAAUAAUGUUUUACUAUAUAUUGGACAAUAUUCUUUUCUAAUUGUUCGAUCACUUUAUUUUCAAUCAUGACUUAUUUUCAAUUUCUUUUUUAUUAUUUUUUGUCCUAUGUCUUGCAUGCCAAAGUAAUUAUAUUUUUAUUUUCAUAUUUUAGUUGUAUUAUUAUUUUGUUUUUAAAUUAAUUUGUAAGAUAUUAUUUUUUCUCUACACUUUUAAAAUUGUUGUAACGAAAGUGAAAGAAGCUUUAUUUACUUUGUUAAUUUGUUGCCUAUGAUAGUAUUGAUAUAAAAUUCUAUUCUGAAUUCUCGCACGAAUUUACUUGAAGUGUACAAUUUAUAAAAGAUUGACAAAACAAGUGUUUCUACAGGAUAUUCGAAAUAUUCUUUAGCAUCAUAUUCAAAUAAUAUAUUUGUACCAAUAGCGUGUAAAAAACAAUAUAAAAUAAAAUAUUUUAAUUUCAGAA